Merops nubicus (carmine bee-eater) is the source of this 694-nucleotide messenger RNA. Its product is annotated as dynamin-3-like. The transcript is spliced from 4 exons. Gene Ontology annotation, molecular function: GTP binding; GTPase activity; microtubule binding. The annotation marks the transcript as partial. NCBI's taxonomy places the organism in Eukaryota, Metazoa, Chordata, Aves, Coraciiformes, Meropidae. Gene Ontology annotation, cellular component: membrane; cytoplasm; microtubule. The record is from RefSeq and is a predicted model, not a curated record.
GUGGAUUCUAGGAGGAAGAUUCCUAGUGACUGCAGCUGGAGAUAAAUAAAGCUCAACUCCUAAAAACUGAAAAUGAGGAGAAUGGCCAAGCAGACAAUUUUUCAAUGGACCCGCAGCUGGAGAGACAGGUGGAGACGAUUCGAAAUCUUGUGGACUCCUACAUGUCUAUUAUCAACAAAUGUAUCCGAGAUUUGAUACCGAAAACAAUCAUGCAUCUUAUGAUCAAUAAUGUAAAAGAAUUUAUCAACGCAGAGCUCCUGGCCCACUUGUAUUCUUCUGAGGACCAAAACACUCUAAUGGAGGAGUCAGCUGAACAGGCACAGAGGCGAGAUGAAAUGCUCCGCAUGUACCAGGCACUGAAGGAGGCCCUGGCAAUCAUUGGUGAUAUCAGCACUAGCACUGUCUCAACACCUGCACCCCCUCCUGUAGAUGACUCUUGGCUUCAGCAGGCUCGCAGAUCACCUCCUCCAAGUCCCUCAACUCAGAGGAGGCCUACAUUAAACAAUCCCCCAACCAGACCUUUAUCUGGCCGAGGACCUGCUCCUGCAAUCCCAUCUCCAGGCCCUCAGUCAGGAGCUCCCCCAGUCCCAUUCCGCCCAGGACCACUGCCUCCAUUUCCAAGUGGUGGUGAUGCCCUUGGCGGACCUCCUCAGGUUCCCUCUCGGCCAACCCGGGCUCCUCCCAGUGUUCCAAG